Molecule: messenger RNA, 1157 nt
Organism: Cuculus canorus (common cuckoo)
Lineage: Eukaryota; Metazoa; Chordata; Aves; Cuculiformes; Cuculidae
Exons: 9
Coding region: 192-1112 (306 amino acids)
Source: RefSeq, a predicted model, not a curated record
UUUGGGGUGAAAAAGUGGGAUUUUGGGGUCUCUGAGAAGAGAGAGAAGGGUUUAGGGGGUUCCAGAGUGGGGGGGGCACCGAUUUUGGGGUAAAAAAAGGAGGUUUUCGGGGUCUGUGAGUGGGUUUGGGUGUCCCCGAGUCAGGAACGGGGCAGAUUUUGGGGUGAAAAAGUGUGUUUUUGGGGGUCCUUAUGACCUCUAAUCCAUCAGGGGCCGCCAUGGCCACCGCCGACCCUCCUCUGGAGGAUCACCCCCUGGUGCUCCUGAGCGGCGCCACCCCCCAAGACCUGAGCUCUCACCCCUCUUUGGCUUCGCUUCUUCGCCACCUCACGACGCUUCUCGGCUCCGAAGGCCAAAGCCGACGCUUGGAGCGGGACCUGCGCCGGGCGGAAGCCGCUUUCCAGCUCCGGCGAGCGGCCUGGCUGCGCUGCGAGAGCCUCUGGAGGGCGAUUCACGAGGUGAUGCGCGACCCCCGGCGCUUGGAGCCCACCGUCCUGCGGGCGUUGGAGCGGACGAUCACCUCGGCCCUCCCCCCACCGCUGCCCCCCCUCCAGGACCCCUCCUCUCUCCUCGCCCGCCUCCCUCCCGGCCCUGGAGCGCCGUUUGGUGCUCCCAGUUUGGCGUUAGUGGCGGCGCUGAAGGAGGAAAAGCGUCGCCUGAAGAGCGCGAAGGAGCGCGAGCGCAGCCUGAGGAAGUGCUGGGGGCCCAGCGGAGAGCCUGCCUGCAGGCGCUGUGGGGGGGCGCUGAUGGGCGCCGGGGGCGCUCGGGGCUGCGCGGGGGGCGCGGGCGGCGCUGGACGAGCGUCGCAGCGAAUACCUCUGCGCCCGCGGAGCGGCCACACUGCUGCGCACCCGUCUGGAGGAGCUCUCGGUGCUGGUGGACACCUACCCCGGCCCCAAGCUGGAGGCGCACCGACACAUCAGGGCGUCGCUGGAGGCGUCGCUGUCGUCAUCGCGGCGGCGUCUGUCGGAGCUGCGGGCGUCGCUGGAGGCGCUGCGGGCGUUGGGUCCCUCCUUCGCCGCCGCCGCCGCCGAGUACGGGCGCCUGCGCGAGCGCCUCGCCCAGCGCACAUGGCCCUCCAGCACCUGCGCGACGCCCCCCACGGCCACUGACAACGCACUGGGAGCCACUGGGAGGCACUGGGAGGGACUGGGAGC